Messenger RNA from Empidonax traillii (willow flycatcher), 670 nucleotides. RefSeq names its product ubiquitin conjugating enzyme E2 T (gene UBE2T). Gene Ontology annotation, biological process: protein polyubiquitination; DNA damage response. Lineage: Eukaryota; Metazoa; Chordata; Aves; Passeriformes; Tyrannidae. The transcript has 5 exons. Gene Ontology annotation, molecular function: ubiquitin conjugating enzyme activity. The record is from RefSeq and is a predicted model, not a curated record. Gene Ontology annotation, cellular component: nucleus. The annotation marks the transcript as partial.
UUCUGUAACUCUGGGAGCUGCUUGGAGGUUCCUGGACAAUUCCAAAGGGUUUGGAAUGUGACCUUUCUGUUCUCUCCUGGCUCCUGAAGAAAUCCUAGGAGGUGCAGACACCCCCUAUGAGAAGGGAAUAUUCAACCUGGAGAUCAUCGUUCCUGAGAGGUACCCCUUUGAGCCCCCCAAAAUCCGCUUCCUGACCCCCAUCUACCACCCCAACAUCGACUCUGCGGGCAGGAUUUGCCUGGAUGUUCUCAAGUUACCCCCCAAGGGUGCCUGGAGGCCCUCCCUGAGCAUCUCCACCCUGCUGAGCUCCAUCCAGCUGCUGAUGGCGGAGCCCAACCCCGACGACCCUCUCAUGGCUGACAUUUCCUCAGAGUACAAGUACAACAAGCAGCUGUUCCUGCUCCGCGCCCGGGAGUGGACGGAGAGGCACGCGGGGCAGGGCAGGGCUCCUGAGCCUUUGGAAGAGAAAAACACCCCCAGGGAAAGGAGCCCCAGCAGUGAAUCCUCUGGGCACAAGAGGAAAGGCAGCAGCAUCAGCAGGAAGGAGAAGAAACCCUGCCCAGAUUCCUGAUCCCUGAGGGGGGGUUGUUCCCUCGGGAUUGUCACUGUUCCCUCACACAGGGACAGGGGGUUCUGCCCCUGAAGGGCUGCAGCACUUUGGGUUUCUGCU